Messenger RNA from Tripterygium wilfordii, 1133 nucleotides. RefSeq lists its product as uncharacterized. Gene Ontology annotation, molecular function: S-adenosylmethionine-dependent methyltransferase activity. NCBI's taxonomy places the organism in Eukaryota, Viridiplantae, Streptophyta, Magnoliopsida, Celastrales, Celastraceae. The coding region runs from base 1 to 954 and encodes 317 amino acids. The record is from RefSeq and is a predicted model, not a curated record. The transcript is spliced from 8 exons.
AUGGCUAAUCUUAUCGGCCUCUCAUUGCAACAGAGGCUUCCAUUUUCCGCUAAUGUUUGUCCUGCCAUUUCAUCUUCCAUUCGGGCCGUUGAUUCUGUUCGUAAGCUCUAUAAGGUAGCAGCAGCAGCAGUGAAGAACUAUAGCACAAGAGGUAGAGCAUCCCGAAGAGCAGUGUUAGGCGUGGGAGCUUUAUUUUGGGCACAAGAUAUGAGUAUGUCUACUGCAAAUGGUGCCAAAUCUUUUAUCGCAUCUGCAAGACCGAAGGGUUCUUCUUCUGUUGAACAGGCGUUGAAGAAUGUUGAGUGGCCAGAACAGUUUCCUUUCAAGGAUGAGGACUUCCAGCGCUUUGACGAGUCAGCUGAUUCGUUAUUUUAUGAAAGUCCUCGCUUUGUGACACACAUUGAUGAUCCAGCAAUUGCUGCACUGACUAAAUAUUAUUCAGAGGUUUUCCCUCCCAGCAACACUCCAGGAGUCAGCAUCCUUGAUAUCUGUAGCAGCUGGGUCUGCCAUUUUCCAAAAGGAUACAAGCAAGAUCGGAUUGUUGGAUUAGGGAUGAAUGAAGAAGAGCUCAAGCGAAAUCCAGUUCUGACGGAGUAUGUUGUGCAAGACCUAAAUUUGAACCCUAAACUUCCAUUCGUCGAUGAUUCCUUUGAAGUCAUUACUAAUGUGGUCAGUGUCGAUUAUCUCACAAAGCCUCUUGAUGUUUUCAAAGAAAUGCAACGGGUUCUUAAACCUGGGGGUUUGGCUAUAAUGAGCUUUUCCAACCGGUGCUUUUGGACAAAAGCAAUCUCUAUAUGGACAUCAACUGGUGAUGCUGAUCAUGCCAUGAUCGUUGGAUCGUAUUUCCAUUAUGCUGGAGGAUUCGAACCUCCCCACGCUGUGGAUAUAUCACCAAACCCGGGACGCUCCGAUCCCAUGUACAUAGUGCAGUCCAGAAAAGCAUUGACAGCUUAAGAGAGUCUAGACUUUCAAAGGAUAUGGCAUCUUAUUUAUUCAAAUCAGUGGCCUAGUUUUGGUUAUAAAGGUUCAUACUCCGCAAUUUUGUAAACAAAUCGACUGUCAUUUCAUUCAUUCUUGGUGUUGUACAAUGUACAUUUUCAAUGUGUAUCUAAUUCAAUAGAAACACUUCCCUU